Messenger RNA from Medicago truncatula (barrel medic), 1460 nucleotides. RefSeq lists its product as uncharacterized. The record is from RefSeq and is a predicted model, not a curated record. Bases 175 to 1266 code for a protein of 363 amino acids. The transcript has 4 exons. Gene Ontology annotation, molecular function: protein binding. Lineage: Eukaryota; Viridiplantae; Streptophyta; Magnoliopsida; Fabales; Fabaceae. Gene Ontology annotation, biological process: RNA processing.
AUAAAAAUCAAAUUGUUCUGAGUUGUUCUCUACUGCUACAAAAUUCUUUUCUGUCAUCUGUAACUCUCCACAAUCUAAAAAGUGUUUUAUACUUGUAUUCCAAAAGCAAAGAAUCAAGGGACAACCUUAUAAAAGUUAUUCUCAUACUCAAUCAUCAUUAACCAAUCAGAAAACAUGUUGCUAAGAAGCUCUUCAACACCUGUUCUUGGUAAUCUCAUAUCUUCCUUCACAGAUAAUACUCCUACUCAUAUUCAAAGUCUUCACCUUGAAACUUGUCAUGCACUCAAACCUCUACCACCACCAACCACUUCAAUACAACAUCAUCAUCAUCAUAACAAUCACAGACUCUCAUGCAGUUCUUCUCCAAUUUCACCCUCCAUUUCUGACCUUGAAAGACAAAACAAAGGGUUUAGAAGAGUUCAAUCUGAAGGAAACUUGGAAGACUUAGCCUAUGCUACUACUUUCAACAACAAUGAAGAGAGAUUAAGUUAUAUGGACUCUUCUUCUAAGAGGUAUUCAGCUAGACAACAAAGAGGUUUUGCACUUGAGACCAUUCCAUCUUUCUCUCUUUCUAAGCGAACCGGCUUGCGUGAAGAAGAGGAAGAUGUGGAAGAAAGUGAUAUUGAAGAUGAAGAAGGCUAUGAUGAGUUCAGUGUGAUGAAUAGAAUGAUGCAGAGUGAAGAAGUGGAUAGAGUUUGCAGGGUGAGUUUUGAUGAGGAGGGAGAGUUUGGUGAUAAUGAGAUGUAUCUUGCAAAGGGACUUGGUGUUGAUUUCUGUGGUGGUGAUGGCAUAGGUGGUGGCUGCAGAGGAGGAGGUAAUGGAGGUGGUGAUUAUAAUUCUAUGGAUUCUGAAAGGAAUGAUGGAGAUAAUAAUAAUCAUGGGGUGGAACAAUAUUACAAGAAAAUGGUUCAGCAAAAUCCAGGAAAUCCUUUGUUCUUGAGGAAUUAUGCUCAAUUUUUGUAUCAGUGCAAACAAGACCUUGAAGGAGCAGAGGAGUAUUACUCCAGAGCCAUACUAGCAGACCCAAAUGACGGCGAAGUUUUAUCACAGUAUGGGAAACUAGUUUGGGAGCUACAUCACGACGAAGAAAGAGCCUCCAGUUAUUUUGAACGAGCAGUACAGGCCUCUCCUGAAGACAGUCAUGUACAAGCAGCGUAUGCAAGUUUCCUUUGGGACACCGAGGAAGAAAAUGAUGCAGGUUACAAUGACUCACAAUGUCUACCUCAACAUUUUCAUUUGGGAGCUAUGGCUACUACAGGUGCUUAGAAGAGAUAUGAUGCAUUGAAUUGAUGAAGAAGUUAAUGUUGAGAGAAACGAGCACAUUCUAGUCUAAUAAUUGAAAUAACAAACUGAUGUGUAGCUUUGAGUUUCUUCUGCACAGUAUGUAAAUAAUUUAGAAAUGCUACAAGUUUGUAAGCAAACCGUUCGGUUUAAUCAAUUAAAUGUCGUGUUUGCAUCAA